Neohortaea acidophila is the source of this 1830-nucleotide messenger RNA. RefSeq lists its product as uncharacterized. Gene Ontology annotation, cellular component: nucleus; Z disc. The record is from RefSeq and is a predicted model, not a curated record. NCBI's taxonomy places the organism in Eukaryota, Fungi, Ascomycota, Dothideomycetes, Mycosphaerellales, Teratosphaeriaceae. Gene Ontology annotation, molecular function: transcription coregulator activity. The transcript is spliced from 5 exons. The coding region runs from base 1 to 1830 and encodes 609 amino acids.
AUGGAGCGCGGCACGCGGUGGAUGGAGAAGCAAGAAGCCAAAUCGCUGCGCAUGGCGCUCGAGGAUAUGGAUCUGGAGGCGGAAAAGCGGAUCCACGAGGCGGCGCAGGAUGAGGCGGCGGAGCUCGUGUACAGGCAUCAGAGCGGCGAGGAUCCCACUUCCGGCAUGCCGUUUCCGAAUCCAGAUGGAAAGAGAGACUAUCAUAGACAUCUGCGCAAGGGCAGCUAUCAGCGGGAGCACGUCGAGGCGGCGCCGGACAUCACGCAAGCCCAUCGACGCUCGAGCAGUGGUAGUCGGCGCAUGAUCAGCCUGGAGAAGAAGCGCGCCUUCAUGCACCCCAAAGACCGCAUCUGGGAGGAUCCGCAGGAAGAGCAAAGUCCGCCGCCGCCGCCGCCUCAGCCGCAGAGAGUCGCAGCAGUGCCCGCCACCAUCACGACCAAUCCAGAAGUCCCGCAAGCGCACACACGUCGCAACCCAUUCGCUCGCGUGCGCAUGCACACCGAUAAGUUGGAGCGCACGCGAUCGGAGCCAAUCGUGUCGGCACCUCGCCUCGACAGCGUGGAAAUCCAGCGCAAUCCGCCCAGUCAAUCGCGCCGGCCAUGGUACAUGUCGAAUGAGCCGCUGCCGCCUACACCACCCAGUCCCGCCGGGCAGCCAGCCGAUGAAGUCUCUCCGAAAGUCACACCAACGCGGGAGGGUAGGGAGGUCCGCGGCGACGACAUCCGAGCGGCGACGAGCAAGAGGCGCAGCGACUAUAGUCCCAAGCUACCGCGUCCGACCAUGGUCAGCGACAAGCCUGGGCGCCCGAUCGUGAGCUUUCAGCAAGAUUGGAGGCCGAAGGAAGUGGUGUUGGAAGGGGCUCAGGCAGCAACGGGAUCGAAAGCGACAGCCGAGCCGUCCAAGACACGUCAGCCUGAUGGCGCCGUCGAUCCUGCAGACAGGCAACCUGUACCAUCGAUCAACUUCCCGGAUUCGCCGACUAUUCCAACGAUUGUUUUCCCGGACGAGUUCGAGCAUACGGAAUCUUCCAGGGAAUCAUCGGCGCCGGUGAUUCCGUCAAUCAACAUCGAGGCCCCCAUCAUCGCCGUCAGCAGUUUUGACGAACCCGAGCAAUACUCAGGCGUGCCUUCCGCACACCAACCGCACUCCCAAGGCAGACCACACCCCACGCACGCCGCAACAUCACCCCUCCCCAUGUCCAGACCGCACAUCACGCCCACCGUCCGCCAAUCCGGCAUGCUCUGCGCCCACUGCGCCCUCCCCAUCGCCGGCCGCAUCCUCAGCGCAUCAGGCGAGCGCUUCCACCCCUCUUGCUUCGUCUGCUACCAAUGCCACACCAACCUCGAGCUCGUCGCCUUCUAUCCCGAGCCGGAAAAGGCGCACCUGCUGCAAAGGGAAAUCGAAGACGGAGACGGCAUGCUGCGCUUCUUCUGCCAUCUAGAUUUCCACGAGCUGUUCUCCCCGCGCUGCAAGAGUUGCAAGACGCCGAUUGAAGGGGAGGUCAUUGUUGCGUGUGGCGCGGAGUGGCAUGUCGGCCACUUCUUUUGCGCGCAGUGCGGCGACCCGUUUGAUAGCCGCACGCCGUUUGUGGAGAAGGAGGGGUAUGCGUGGUGCGUGGGGUGUCAUACGAAUCGCUUCAGCUCCAAGUGUCGCAAGUGCAGGAAGCCGGUGGUGGGGACUGUUGUCAAGGCUUUGGGCGCGGAUUGGCAUUCGAGCUGCUUUGUUUGCGUGGAAUGCAACGGCGAGUUCCAGGAUGGCAGAUACUUCCUGCGGGGAUCAAGUGAUGAUCCAGUGUGUGUGACGUGCGAGCAGCGACGUCUGAAGGCGUGA